This is a messenger RNA of Cladocopium goreaui, 714 nucleotides long. The record is from the annotation of a GenBank genome assembly. Lineage: Eukaryota; Dinophyceae; Suessiales; Symbiodiniaceae.
AUGGCUCUGGAGUCUCUGACUGACCGAAAGUGCUGCAGCAGCUGGCAGGCGACUCAGGACCAAGAUCUCUUAGUUGACAUCAUCUCCGAUGGACCUCCACAGCUGCUGUUUCUACGGUCGCUGCCCUGCUGGGCAGGACUUCUGGAGGAAAUCCGACGCGGCGAGGUGGAGUUGCAAGAUUUGGACGAAGGCGCUCGCAGCGAUCGAGGCUUGGUGCUGGUGGCUGUGAGGGCCAGUCAAGGGAGAGCUUUGGAAUAUGCAUCAUGGACCCUUCGCAACGACAAGGCUUUAGUCUUAGAGGCAGUGACUCGCAACGGCCUUUCCCUGCGGCAUGCAGCAGCCAGCCUGAGGGGAGACCGUGACGUGGUGCUUGCGGCGGUGCGCGACUGCCCCAUGGCCCUGGAACACGCCAGCGAGCUGCUGCGCCGCGACCGUGACUUCGUCACCAUGGCCAUGCGCAUCUCCGUGCGCGCCGCGGGGGGCUUGAGCCAGGAGUUGUCCUCGGACCCCGCCUUCGCUGGGCGCCUCCUAGAGCUCUUCCCCAGCGCCUUGGUCUACCUCUCUGAGAGCCUGCGCCGGUCCAAGGACUUCAUCCUCCAAGCGGUGCAGAAGAACGGCGAGGUGCUGCGCUAUGCCUGCGGCUGGCACUCAGAGCCCGAGGUGGUGCUCACGGCCAUUGAGAAGGCCAUGGUGAAGUGCCGUUGCUGCGGCUGA